This is a messenger RNA of Boeremia exigua, 4128 nucleotides long. RefSeq names its product Spc7 kinetochore protein-domain-containing protein. Gene Ontology annotation, biological process: mitotic spindle assembly checkpoint signaling; mitotic sister chromatid biorientation; protein localization to kinetochore. NCBI's taxonomy places the organism in Eukaryota, Fungi, Ascomycota, Dothideomycetes, Pleosporales, Didymellaceae. The record is from RefSeq and is a predicted model, not a curated record. The transcript is spliced from 3 exons. The coding region runs from base 24 to 3668 and encodes 1214 amino acids.
CCCCACACCUCGCCUUCACGACCAUGGCGCAAGACAACGCGCGGGACAACAUCGCCGACGGGCUCGUCGCGAGCGCGUCGUUCACGGCGCCGUCGCUGUCGCCGAAGAAGGCCGCGCCCAAGAAGAAGCGCGCGAAGAGCAUCGGCCCCGGCGGCCUCGAGAAGGGAGAGGAGGCGCCGCUGAAGGCGAGCAGCGGGAACAGGCGCAAGUCUGCGUUUGUGCCCGCCGUCAAGUCGAUCCUGUCGUCCAACGCCGAAGACGAGAAGAAGCGCAAGGAGGCGCGCCGCAAAUCGCUGGCUAAGAGACGCGUGUCGUUCGCGCCCGAAGCCACCCUGCACACAUGGGACGUCGUCGAGUACAUGCGCGACGCCACCUCGUCGUCGGCCGCCUCGGACGCGACCCGCCGCGCCUCGCUGGCCUCGCAGGCCCAGCCCGAAUCCGACCCCGCUGAGCCGCCGUCCACGCCGCCCGAGCAGCUCGCAGAGGCCGCCCCCGACGCCGACUCGUCGCCCGCGAACCAGCGCGAGAGCCACCAGAAGAAGAACCGCCGCAGCUCCGGCAUCCCGCCCAUGAACUUCAACAACCCCGACGAUGUCUACUCGUCGAGCCCCCUCAGCGCCGACAACGCCGCCGAGAGCGAGUCCGAAGACGACGACGCCACGACAGACCUGCGGCCCAUGCCCGACAUCGAGGACAGCUCGCAGAGCAGCGCGCGCCUGGAUGCGGCCCUGCGACAGGCGUUCGAGCAGGCCGGCACCCAGAAGCUGGACCUCGACGAGUACGGCGAGAUGACCAUGGAGAUGGCCGACGACGAGAUCACAGCCUCCUUCAAGCCGUGGGCGCGCAAAGCCGCCGAAGCGCAGGACUCCUCCUCGCCCGCACCGUCAGACGCCGACGACGACAUGAGCAUGGACGUGACGCGCGCGAUUGGGCGCAUCGUGAACCAGCCAGACGCGAGCUCGGACAUGGAGGACGACACCGGCAUGAGCAUGGAGCUGACGAUGCCGCUCGGCAGCAUCCAGGCCAUGGCCAAGGGGCCUGCGAACAGGAGGAAGAGCCUCAAGCGAAGCGUGUCCGCCGUCGAGCCGUCACAGGGCAGUCCGGCGAAGAAGCCUGCCAGCCGACGCACCAGCCUCCGCAACCGCCGCAAGUCGGAAGAGCCCGCCGACGACGCGACCAUGGACCUCACAAUGGCUAUUGGGGGUAUUAAGAAAAACACGCCCGUUCAGGACGACGACGACAGGCGGAGCAGCAUGGGUAGCGUCGCCAUGGACGAGACUAUGGAUCUCACCAUGGCAGUCGGAAGCAUCAAGACGGCCCCAGCGGCCGAGGAUGAGAGCGAUGGAGACGACGGCUUCACUAUGGAAUUCACCAAGGUCGUCGGACCGGGCAUUAAGCGUGUUGAGAAGCCGACAGAAGCCCCUGCGACAGUCGACUAUCCUGUUCUGCCCGAGCUCGCAAAGUCACCCACACCAGAGGUUGCACCUCCUGUGGUAAAAGCACAAACACCGCAGAAGUCUCCCAAGGAGUCUCGCAGUGUCGCGGAGACUGCCCCUGAAACACAGCUGGACCCACUGCCAGUGCCAGUCGAGCGCACACCCACCAAGGCCAAGCUAAAUCUCGACCCUGGCACUCCAGAGUUUGUACGACAGCUGCCAGCGGGCGAUGUCGAGCCCUCGCCGUUCGUGAGGCGGACCCCGUUGAGCUCUCUCAUGAAGGAAGUCAUCACAACUCCUGUCAGCUCUGCGAAGGCUAUCACAACUCCCAGCUCUGCGAAGGCGGCUAUCACUACCCCUGCGAGCCACAGGAAGAGAGAGUCGUUCAUCAUCCCGGCUGAUCCCGUCGACGCUCCCAUCCUAAACAGACGCCGUUCGUCGCUGUCUGGCGUGCAGUUCAGCCCCAUUAGCGCACCACGCGACGAGCCGACACUGCGAAGCACAGCACUGCUGUCGAACAGCAUCAAGCUGCUGUCGACACCCCGCAAAGCGUCCUUGGCUUCUCCCGCGAAGCGCAGCAUGACGCCGAAGAAGUCGCAGACGCCUCAAAAGCAGGCCACUCCCAAGCAGAAGACCCCGACGCCCAAGAAGACUCCGAGGAGGUCGUUGAGCCCUAAGAAGCGUGUCGUAUUUGGUGCUGAGCCUGAGGAGGAGGCUGAGGAUAUUGAUGAGGCAUCAGACGUUGAGCGCAUCUCGCUGUCGGAAUUCUUGAGCCUGACAAAAAUCACCUUCAUGGACGUGAGUGCGAGCAAGCGACGCGCCACUGUGGCUCCAGCCGCCUUCCUCGACAUGGACGUCGACGAGACUCCGGAGACGCUGGACCGCUAUGUUGUUGCUGGUGCUUGCACGGUGCCUCAGUACGAGCUGUACUCGCACGCAUGCCACGAGAUGAAGCGAUACAUCUCAUCCGGCCGCGAGGCUGUCCGCCAGAUCGAGGCGGAUGUCGGAGAAGACAACCCGCUGCUGUUCAGCGAGUACCUGACCGCGCCGCCCGACCAGCGUGUGGUCAUGGACACGCAGUUCAAGAACAUGAAGGUGGGUGCGCGUCUUGAGGCUCGGGGCGAGUGGUACUCGUGGCGGAGCACGUUACUGGGGACACUCAAAGCCGGCCUGUUGUCUACUGUAGAAGCCUUCAAGCAUGAUGAGACGUCGCUGUCCAACCAGGAGCGUCUUCUUGAUGUUGUUCUGCCGCCGCUGGUUGAGAGGCAGCAGCAGCUGGCCCAACAGCAGAAGCAGCUGCAACAGCGCCACGACGAGCUCAACAGCUGCGACCGCGAGGAGCUUGAGCAGGCGCGCGAGAACCUCAUCGCGGCGGAUGCCGAUCUGCAAGCGAAGCGCGAGCUCCUCGUGCAGCUCCAGCAGGAAUACGCCGAGAAGGAGGCAAGCAUCGAGGCCGUCAAGGAGCGCAAGGUUGAGUGUCUCGCCGAGAUCAAGGCAGCCGAGCGCGUCCGUGAAGAGUGUCGCGGCUGGUCCACGACGGAAGUGAGGGAUCUGAAGGCCAAGGUCUCCGCCCUCGAGCUCGCCCACGGCUGGAGCAUCACCUCCGCCUCCGCCACGACCAUCACCAUGACGCUCCUCUCCGACCUCGAGCUCUACUUCCACCCGCACUGCUUCGCCACCACCUCGCCCACCCCGACCCCCAACGGCCCCAUCUCGCUCGCCUACAUCGGCGACACCGCCCGCCCGCACCCCCGCCCGCUCACCACCAGCAAGCGCUUCUUCCUGCAGCUGCUGCGCGCCCACCUGCACGCCCUCCCGCAAGCCACAACCCCCGUCGCCGCCCUCCUCGCCCUCGUCCGCGCCACCUGGGACGCCGCGCUCUCCGUCGCCGCCGGCGUCGCGGCCCUCGAGUCCUCGUUCGUGACUGAAGAGUGCAUACUCGGCGACGAGCGCAUGGGCGUGCGCGCCGCACUCCUCCUCCCCCAACUGCAGACCAAGGUCCGCGUCGACUUCGGGGUCGCCGUGGUGCUUGGCAGCGAGGUCGAGACGCAGGUUGGCGUGCGUGCCGAGGUGGUGUAUGGCGAGAAGUAUGGCGAGGAGAAGAUGGGCGCUUUUUUGCGCGAGUUUGUGGGGCCUGUGGUGAGGGAGGGGGGGAUGGGGGUUUGGGCUGAGGGGGUGAGGGAUUUGGGGGAAAGGUUGAGAAGGACGGGGCGGAAGGGGGAGAGGAAGUAGAUGGUUUUGGCGUUGCUGAUGGGUUAUGUGGCGUUUGGGUGGUCCUGGUUUGGAGUCGUUUAUACCUCGGUGCGCGUGAUGCCAUACAUUUCACGCUAUGUUUACUCGUCUGUACGUUGCGCAUGCCGUGACCGCCGUCCCGUGCAGAGCGCCCUAGAUACGCACCCUCUCCCCCCUGUCCGCAAAACCCACCGCUCUCUAAUCGACUGACUGGUGUUAACACGUCUCCAUGGAUCCGUGGCCCCGCGUCUCCCUAGCAGCGUCGCGAGACAGACGAAGCAGCGAACGUGAAGCUCCAGGCACGCUCCCGCCAUUUAAUCUCAAACACCGAACACCGUCUCAGUAUCUCGCUGGGAUGUACACCGCGUCGCGUAGAUCUCGUGAAGCAUCCUCCGCUAGUCGAGGACUGCCUCGUGUUUCGCUGUUUUGCGGUGUGGUGGUGCUCGAGAGAGAGAGAGGG